This is a messenger RNA of Pocillopora meandrina, 4837 nucleotides long. The record is from the annotation of a GenBank genome assembly. NCBI's taxonomy places the organism in Eukaryota, Metazoa, Cnidaria, Anthozoa, Scleractinia, Pocilloporidae.
AUGGCGCAAGAAUCGAGUGAAAAGAUGACCGGCGAAGCCACUGAAGAUGAGCCCUUUAAGGCUGUUCCAGUGAAAAGAAAGCGGAAGAGACAACAAGAAGAAGACAUGGAUACUAGCGAUGAAUCGAAAAGACCCAGCUUCCCGCCAGCGAAGGCUGAAAAAUUAAUGGUAAACUUUGAUGGCGUUCGUCUUCUUUUGAAUGGAGUCUCGAGUUUUAAUACAAAUCAUCGGAUUUUCCCUCGUAGGGUGGAAAGACAGAGACUAGAAAAAUACCUGUUCCCCCACACAGAUAUACACCUUUGAAAGAAAGCUGGAUGAAAAUUUUCACUCCGAUUGUCGAGCAGUUGAAGCUCCAGAUUCGCUUUAAUUUGAGUGCAAGAAAAGUAGAAAUGAGGGUAAGGUUAUUACUUUUUAUGACAUAUCUUACAAACGUACUUUUAUUAGAAGUUUUGUCGCUGAUUUCUGAUGAGUACCUCUUUGCUUUGUGAGAACGGUAUUCUACUCAAUGAAUUACUAUACCGUCCUGAAUCGUCCAGGUCGAAUGAAGAGUGAUCUAAAUGUGGUAUCUCAUGUUGUAGACUUCAAAAGACACUCAGGAUAUCGGUGCCAUUCAGAAAGCAGCAGAUUUCGUUCAAGCUUUUCUACUUGGAUUUGAAGUUGAGGUGAGUUCAUUUUCUCAUCGUUUGUCCGGAACGUCAUUAUUUUCGUGACCACUGGGACAAAAUGUUAGCACUGUUUUAUGGAGAAUAUGGCUAUUGAUUACAGGUGGUUUGAUGAUGACUUCUGCCAUGCUAAUUGUGAGAGUCUGUCAUCAUUUCUGAUGCCCAGCUGGUCUUCUUGACAGUGGGCUCAGAUUUUCUGGAGACUCUGUGACAGCAAUAACGCAUCCUGAGAACCACUUGGGAAAGGAAUUAAACUCCAUCUCUAACGCAGUAAUAAGUAGGGUGAAAGUAGAGAUGUCUGCACUCACUGCAAUAUCCUCACUCCCUCGAGAUUCCCAAGAUCUGAAUACAGGUAAUAGAUCUACCAACUCAAGUCCAUACAUUUUGGGGGUUCUUCCUGAAAGCUACGCCAUAUCAACUUCUUAACUCCCAGAUCAAAUUUGUAAUUCUCCUUACUGUCAAUCAUACAAUUCUUUUAAUAUUAGUUUAGAGAACUUAAUAUUGGAUCAACUUAUUAUUCUCAAAUUGAUAUUUUUCUUUAUUCAUUUCUCUUGUCUGGUUGAUAUUGUAUUGAUAUUGUAAGGAGGAAUUCUGUCUUGGUCACUCAUGGGAGUUAAAGGGUUAACAAACAAUAUUUGCAAAAAGUAUAUACUACAACAGUGGAUAGUGUUGUGGGUGCUUUCUGUUUAGCUACCCAAACUCUGAAUGUACUGUGCUAUUCACCUUGGAGUAACUUGUGAGUUUCGUUUCUGAAAAUGUGGAAAGUGUUACAAGGAUAAAUGAUUCAAAAUAAUAUCUUGUGCCGUAUUAUCUCAUUGUUUUAGUAGAUACUAAAAGAACUUUUCACCUCAGUGUCAGUUAUAUGGUAAUCGUUAUAGGGAUAAAUGAUUGAAAAUCAUCUUUUUGUGCCAUAUUAUCUUUUAUAACAUAGCGUGCACGCUUGCCCUAUGUAAGUCCUAUUGAGCCACUAUGAACAAAAUCUUUAUUUACUGGCUUGAGUAAAUAAGAUGACAUGAGCAUUUUUUGUUCAUUGUUGCUCUGUUAUAAAAGAAUUUGUUCAUGCUUUUAGCUGUGUGUAUAUCGAGUUAUGAAUGCACUUGGGAAGUUUGGAGAGCACUCAAAAAGUUAGAGUUGCUCUCGGUUGGGCCUUGAGCUACUCUUAUGUAUUUUUCGUGCUCUCCAAACUUCCCCCGAGCAUCCAUAACUCGAUAUAUGCAUGCUAAGCACGAACAAAUUCUUAAAUUGUUGUAGUAUAUACUAGAAGAACAUUUCACCUCAGCGUUGGUUGCUGGCAAAGGGUAUUUCCCCCCACUGCUCAAGGCUUGGUACAUCUAUCCCUCUUACCAUUAGCUAGUCUUUCCCCAACUGAAAUCUUCAUCUGAAUACUACUUGCAGGAUGCCUUGGCAUUGGUCAGGUUAGAUGACCUGUUUCUGGAGACAUUUGAGAUAGCUGAUGGUAUGUAGGUUCACUUAGGAUUGUUUUUAUUGGUCUGUGGUAAUUAUGAUUAUGAAGGAAGCAGAGAACGGAUGGGAAACAGACCAGAUUUGAUUGAGUUUUCUUGGGUCUUUUGAUGGAAUCCUUUGCUGAAGAAUGAACAAGGAUUUAGUGCAGGGAAGCUGGUCAAGUGGGUUACUCCUACAUUUAACUCUUUAACUCCCAUGAUCUUAUCAGUAAUUCUCCUUACUGUCUGCCAUACAGUUCUUGUGAUGUUAGUUUGGAGAAUUUGGGACUGGAUCAACUUAUAACCUAAUUGAUAUUUUCUUUAUUCUCAUCACUUGUCUGCUUGAUAUUGUAUUGAUAUUGUAAGGAGAAAUUCUGUCUGGGUCACUCAUGGGAGGUAAAGGGUUAAGAGGGAAAUUGCAAUUUAUAUAUGUUAACUUCAUGAACCUCAUGUUAUUUUAACCUGUGUCUUUUAACUGUUCAUAGUGAAGCCACUGAAGGGAGAUCAUCUUUCGAGAGCCAUUGGGCGCAUUGCAGGAAAAGGAGGCAGGACAAAGUUCACCAUAGAAAAUGUAUCUAAGACCAGAAUCAUCCUGGCUGACUCGUAAGUCUUUUUGUCAUGAAUUAGGCCUCAUUAGACUUAGUCUCAUCAGGGUCGAGUGUUACAACAUUACAAGUCUUGUGGUCCAUAAAUACAGGAGUCCAUCCUGUGCUUCAAAUUGUAACUGUUUUUGUUACCAUGAUGACUGGAAAAUAUUUUUGCAACUUAACUUGCUGCCAAAGUUACCAAUUUUUUUGGCAACCCGUGUUUGGUUUCAGGUAAUGACUUAAAUUGUGUUCAUAAAAACGAGAAAUAACGAAGCAGAUUAAUAAAUUAAUGUUUUUCAUUUUUCAGAAAAAUCCACAUAUUAGGAUCGUUUCAGAACAUCAAAAUUGCCCGAACAGCUAUAUGCAGUUUGAUUUUAGGUAAGUUUUGAUCACCCCUGUUGAUCACAGUUUCUUUUCUAUUUCCAUAUUUACGCAACAAUUAGACCCUGAAUAUUUAUACGCGUUUUCGAUUGACUCUUAUAACCAAAACUACUGUAAUUACGAUGGCCAAUCAAAAAGAAGGAAGAAUAUGACAGGGAGACAAUGAAAACUCUACACAAAAGUUAGCAAACUACUGGAAGCGCGGGAGAACGCAAGAAAACAAGCCACGACUGCUCCAGCAGUCUCUAAACUGGAGUGAAAAAUCAAAGCAAAAUCAUUGUAACUGACCUUUUAUUUUUUACAUUAAACCUCUUAAUUUCCAAGAUCUGAUUGCUAAGGGCCUGUUUACAUGGAGGUGGGGGACCCCAGGUAGGUGAGGUAACCCGCCUAGCCGUGGUCGAAAAAUAAACCGCGUUUACAUGCAAUCUUACAGCUUCGGGGUGCUGGGGUUAGGUUACUUGAGGUUGUUGUUGCGCUUGCAAUUAAGGAGUUUGAGCAGAAGCAUCCCAUCCCACAUCUCGAAAAAGACGAAAGAUUAACUCUCGGACACAUAUGUAUUUAAUCAUGAAAGCGUCACGCGUUGUGUUACGCGGUGUUUGGUUUCGCGAGGAACCGUUGACUUAAUACGUUAUACGGAAUAGUUUGGGAAACCAAAUAUGGUCGAUUUACAACGCUAAAUAUUCCGAAAUGUGAACAUUUUACACUCCUUGUGUGUCCAUUGCGGUCUCUGCUGAUUUCUGCCAUGAGACGGCUAGGAAAUGUACAAAGUUUUAAAACAUACAUGUUUCGCUUUUGAGCUUUUUGCCAUGAACACGACCCCGGCUAGGCGGGUUUCCCCACCUUGACACGUUUACAUGGCAAAUUGUCACCCCGGCUGACAGGGUUAGGCCUAGGCGGGUCACCUUACCUAUCUUGUAAACGUGAUCAAAAUAAAAUAAAAAAUUAUAUGGACAGGCGGGUUACCCCACUUACCUGGGGUCCCCCACCUCCAUGUAAACAGGCCCUAAUUCGCUCUUUAGCCGUCACACAUUUCCUGGUUAAAAAAGUUACGAGGAUUUGGUGUUAGAUCAAGGAAACAACUUCUACCUGAUAAGUUUGAGGAUUCUUAUUACCUGUCUGCUGGAUGUAAGGAUAUUCUAGGGAAAAGUUACAUUUUUAUGACUUCUUGGAGUUAAAGGGUUAAAUUUCUCUGUUGUAUCUUCUUCAGGGAGUCCACCUUCAAAAGUCUACGGAAACAUGAGAUCGGUAGCAAGUAGAGCAGUGGAGAGAUUCUGAAUAAAGAAUUAUAGGAGAACAGGGGUGCAUAGCCUUAGGCAGGCCUGCUAUGGUACUGCCUUCAUGACAAAAUACGCACAACAACUUUUGCCCGGAGACGUAUGAAAGGUCUGUCUUACUGAUCAAGGUGGAAAUGUUGCAUAAAUGAAUCGUUCUUAUACCAUGGAGACAGAUUGAAAUUUGCCAGACUCAGAAUGGAAUCAUUAUUCUGGACGAAGACAAGCUUACCGCAACAAAUAGCUGGAAAGGUGACAUUUUAUUGACAAAAUGGCGUUGUAUAAAAUUUUUCAUGACUGCAUCUAGCGUUAUAAAAACUACUGGAAAUUCAUAAAUGCUACGCGUAGCAAGACUAGCAAGAGAUAAUGUACAAUACUGAAUUGAAUCGUACUAAUAUGAUUUUUUAAAAGAAUUUGAAUUAAAGAGCAUGUAAACCCCAAAAAACAUAUAUUAACUUUGAGGCUGAUUAUUCAAACGAGGUGUUAAGUAGGCC